Messenger RNA from Malus domestica (apple), 1089 nucleotides. RefSeq lists its product as uncharacterized. The record is from RefSeq and is a predicted model, not a curated record. Lineage: Eukaryota; Viridiplantae; Streptophyta; Magnoliopsida; Rosales; Rosaceae.
AUUAGUAACGUCGCAAUUAAAGGAAAUAGCCAAGCGCACAUUGCCUUUCCCCUUGUAUCCGAAAAAGAAAAAUGUUUUUCUCUCCCUCAACCGUUUCUUUUACCUAUCCGACUAAAAGUAUGGAGCUCCUCUCACCCUAAUCCAUCCAAUUAGAGAUUCAAUCGGAGAUUCUAGAGCUUAAUUAAAGAUUCUGGAGCACAAUCGGAGUUCUUCUUGCUGGUGUGCUGCAGUUGAGUUCAUUGCCCUGCCAUUGAUUUAUCUCCAGGCUGGAAGGUGCACCACAUUUUAGGGAAAAGUUCUAUAGAAUGGGGCUGUCUGACAAGGAUAUUUUUGCACUAUAUGGGGGUGAUACAUUGGAAAUUCUGUCCCUCCUUGCACUAUAUGGGGGUGAUACACUGGGGGUUGCUGAAACUUCCGACCUAUGCAGCUUUAGUGGAGGAUCCUGAGUUCCGUAAAUAUAUUGAUCUGUAUGCAAAGGUUCUAGUAGCAGAGUUUUCAUAUCGACAAGGAUUCGUGGCAAAUCUUGGUAUUGGAGAUUACCUUCGACGUAGUUGGAAGGGGAAAACGAAAGGGGGUGAGAAACGGCGGAAAAGAAAACUUGAGAGACAAUUAAAUUUAGUAAAAGAAAAUUGUUCAGUUGUAGAAACGGGUGGCAUGGAAGAAAUUGCAUCCUCUUUCCGCGUCCAAGAUUGCUAUGUCUUGUGAGGAUGGAAAUAUGGUUGUUCGGGCAAAGAUUUCUCUUGGAGAAAGCUCCUUGGACCUCUGCACAGCUCCUUAAGGGAUUGGCACUUUGAUGUAUGUACUUGGUAGUUGGGCUCUUACUUGCCUGAUGUGCUACAAUAAGAGCUUAAAGUUAGUUCUGAAAGGUACCUUUGUGGGGCCUUAGGUGUAGGCCUUGAGGUUCGCAAUCAAAACUAACUAAAUGCUUAGGCGUGCCACUGCUAUCUCAGUAUAGUAGAUAUAGAACACGUGUGUUUUUUAGUUGAUUACUUGUGCCCUAAGUUACUCCAACUUCUUAUUAUCAAAGGAUUGUCAUGGAUGAUUUAAGUCCACAUUAAGUUCUUUUUCUUGCCUUGUAAACAAGGACUU